Molecule: messenger RNA, 3042 nt
Organism: Babesia ovata
Lineage: Eukaryota; Apicomplexa; Aconoidasida; Piroplasmida; Babesiidae
Product: coatomer delta
Exons: 9
Coding region: 1-3042 (1013 amino acids)
Biological process (GO): Golgi localization; retrograde vesicle-mediated transport, Golgi to endoplasmic reticulum; endoplasmic reticulum to Golgi vesicle-mediated transport
Cellular component (GO): COPI vesicle coat; cytosol
Source: RefSeq, a predicted model, not a curated record
AUGGACAUCAUCAGCACAGGAAUAGCCUCUAAAAAGAGGGUCCUCCUAUCCAGACAACACUGCGAUGUGAAGAAAGGCGACCUAGAGACGGGACUCUCCAAUUUUAGCCGGCUCUUGGAGAAGCAGAAGGGAGAUCACACCUUUGUUGAAACGGAGAAGUGCCGUUUCGUGUACCAGCCGGUGGACGAGUAUUACGUCUUCGUCAUGACAUCUCUCGACUCCAACAUAGUGAGAGACAUCGGAGUCGUAAAGACGCUCGCUGAGAUCCUACAGGUUAUCGUGCAGCCUAAGAUUAAUGAGGCGGCCAUACAAGAGAACUUGUUCGAGCUCAUCUUCUACAUGGAUGAACUUAUCUCGAACAACAAGCCGGAGGAUUUGACCUUGGACCAAAUCAAGGACUACAUUCUCAUGGACUCACAGGAGGAAAAGAAGCACAACAUGAUACAAACUACAAAGGAAAAGGAAGAAAAGGAACGCCGCAAGCAAAUCGCCGCCAAGUUGGAGAAACGCAAACAGCUUGAUCACAACUUCAUGGACACGAUCACGGAAAUGCCUCCAUUCACAGCUCAACCAAUGGACGAAUACAAAUCAGCAACGCCGAUGGCCGAAACGGUGAUGACCCCUUCAGGGAUGAAGCUUUCGAUACAGAGACCAACGACUGGAAUGUCCUCUCUGGGACUGAAUGCCAUGCGCCAUUCUCCACCGCCAAAAUCUGCGCGAGAUGAGGAAAGCAUUAACAUCCUGGACGCGGAAGCACCCGCCGUUAUCCAGAUCAUAGAGUCGUGCAGUGGGAACAUCCACUUGGAAGGAGAUAUUGAUGUGCUAAACAUCCAGGGUGAACUGGUGAUGACCGCUUUCGAGGAUAGCGCACGCUCGGCUGCACUCGAAGUCUCGGGAAAUCCAGAGAUUAAAAUGCGCUACCACCCAAGCCUGGACAAACAGAUGGCGUCAAAGAACAUCAUCGAGCAGCAGACUGCGCAACAAACGUACAACAUUGGUCAUUCUACUGCCCUUGUUAAGUGGCGCCACAAGACGUCUGAGGAGCAAUACUUCCCGAUAUCGUUGAGCUGCUGGCCGAACACCAAUGCGGGAGAGACCACUGUCACUGUGGAAAUUCAAAACAGCUCGGACUCUGUGUUGGAAGCGCUGAACUUCGAGGUAAUGGAUUCCAGGUACAAUCAAAUCGUAGUGCACACGAAUGAACUCGGCGGUGUGGAACGCAAGCCUGAUGCUGUUAACUGGGUAAUCGACCGUUUCGAGCCGCAACAGGUAGGGAAGCUCGAGUUCACCACCAAAGGCGAUCUGAACUCAAUCCUUCCUUUCACGCUCGUCGCCAAGUCAUCUACCUCUAUUACUCAUUUCAAGGAUGGUGAGGUCAGGAUUCCACAAGUUGCGCGGAGGAGGGCGUUUACCUGCAACAUCCUCAAAGCGGCGACAGCGAAGCCUGCCUACGCGGACCCAGCAGACAUUCUACAUCGCUUAGAAGUAAUUGCUGCAAAUCAAGAUUUUGGAGAAGUAAAAUCGCUAUUUUUGGAUAUAUUUAGGUGGUUUGCCUUUAAGAAAAAUGACUUCAUUAAGCACGAACUCUUUCAACAUAUUCGAAGGCGGUUCAUGGAAAGCCAUUUCUUUUUUGGAAGAGUCUAUUCAAGGGUUCUUAGGCGUCAUUUUAAGUUUUCCAGGUGCUACCCGGAUCAGAAGCAUCUGUCCCUUGCGAACCACUACGUAAGGUGGAUCAAUGGGGGUAUACCUUUGGAGGAGCAGUGCAUGACGUUUUUAAUAUCUCGAAGUGGCUUAAGGGUGCACCCUCUACUGAUAGACAGGAUAGCGGCCAUAGUGAAUACGCAUGAUAACGUGGAUGUACUGAAUGCCAUAUUCAAAGAUUUUGAAGGUGGAAGCAAUGAUCUCAUGUUGGAUACUAGAAUUGCUGAUCGCCAUCCCAUAAAUUCGGAGGCUGCAUUGUGGCUCUACCGGUGGUUGGACACCACCGAUGAUGCGCGCACAACGGCGUUACUUGAAAGGAUCACCAGAUCACAACUGUACGAUGCCAAUGAUUCGGAAUGUGAGGAUCUGAAGUUAGUUGAACGAAUGAGAUAUUGUUCCGAGAAAGUUGUCAGUUGCGUACCCGGUGUCUUCGAGCAAAUUUAUAAACUAUUCCAGCGAUUACGCUGCCUACAAGAGCACGAAAAGGAUGUAGGCGAGAGAAGAGCACUCACUGGGAAUUUAACGCUUUCACGUGACGAAUUAUUCUCGAUAAAUAUGCUCUACAAGCUCAAGCAAUUCGAAUCGCAUCGGGACGUUGGGCAGCUGCUACGUGGACUUUUCUCUAUGAUCAAAUAUCUCAAUUCGAAGGUAGCUGAACAGUCCUCUACAUCUGAAAGCUCGGAAUUCAUUUCUUAUUUCAAGCAACACGUAUGCGUCCCCUACCUUCGCUCAGUAAUGAGGGCUGCAGCAUAUGACCGAUCCUCGCUGCUGCGCAUGAAAGGCGUCGUCGACCUACUGGAAACAGGCGCAAAGUGGCGCAAAUAUACUCCAUAUUGUUCGGGAUCCAUGUUGAGGAGUUUGAUGUAUUAUGGCAUGAACAAUUUCUGCUCGAUGUUCAACUACAACAAAUCUCCCCCAAACAAGGCAAAUGAUACGUUUGCAAUCCUCUCAAGUGGCGACCAUUACUACCUAUAUAGAAAUAGCGAUGAUAGAAUUGUGGCGUCCAACGAUAACCUUACAAUGGAUUUGUGGAACGUCGGCAAGCGCUCACAUUUUAAUGGUCCCGUGCAAUGUCAUCUGGUGAUACGAUCAUACAAUGUCAGCUUUGAGGACGAUAUACAGAGAAUUGUAGAGCAGGCAAAGAAUAAUGUAUCGGCGAAAAUCGGUGUAAACUUGGAAUUCGAUCAUAUCGUAAAUCUUCAUUUACCGAGAUACGUGGACGUUACGCCAAUUCGCGCCUUCGACCCAAACCUUUUGCAGGAAAGCAAUUCAGGACUCAUUGAACACCCGAUUCAUAAGUUCAUCUCCAUAGUUGUGGACCCUCAAGUGGCUACGAAAUAG